Malassezia restricta is the source of this 1395-nucleotide messenger RNA. RefSeq names its product peptidase inhibitor activity protein. Lineage: Eukaryota; Fungi; Basidiomycota; Malasseziomycetes; Malasseziales; Malasseziaceae. The record is from RefSeq and is a predicted model, not a curated record. The transcript has a single exon. The coding region runs from base 1 to 1395 and encodes 464 amino acids.
AUGGACGACGCGGAGCCGCACACGGUGUGCCUCACGUUUCAGGAGCAGGAUUUUUGUGUAUUUCCGUCCGCGAGUGACCAAGGACCUACCGUGUAUGUGGAAGAGACGAACGACGACGACGAGCGCAUCUUGGUGGGCGUGCCUGCCCCUGCUCUGCCGAUAGAUCGCUCCUUGUUUUGGGAGCCCCUGGAUGCAGUGUUUGGUGCUUUACGUGUCGCUCAUGUCUUGGGUGAGUUUUUGGAGGAGGGCACGGAGCUUUGCAUCGCCUUUCCGGACCUCGAUUUAGUCCUACGCGAAGACAACGUCUAUGCGCGCGACAUUUCUCUGCAAGACAUCUCGCAACUCGCGCUUGGAUUUGAGUGUCAUGGCAGUCUGCGCUUAGUCGUGACAGAGGAGCCGCGCUUUAUCUCGCGCUAUAAUGAGCUGGCCACUGCGUUGGGUAGCGAAGAGUCGGAAGAGGAUGCCCAGGAUGAAGAGGCCGGUGAAGAGGACGAGGGGGCGGAUAAAGAGGACGAGGUGGCCGGUGAAGACGAUGAGGAGGAGGAUAAAGAGGAUGAGGAAGUGGAAAGAGGGAUCGAGGAGGCGGGUAAAGAGGACGAGGAGGCCGAUGAAGACGACGAUGAGGAGGAUAUAGAGGUUGAGGAGGUGGAAAGGGGGAUCGAGGAGGCGGAUAAAGAGGACGAGGAGGCCGGUCAAGAAGGUGAGGAGGCCGAAGAAGGUGAAGAGGCCGGUGACGAAGGCGAGGAGGCCGGUGACGAAGGUGAAGAGGCCGGUGAUAAAGGCGAGGAGGCCGAUGACGACGUGCCAGGCAAAGAAACCGAUCAUGACACGCGUGAAUCGAAUGAGCAGGCCCAUAAUGCGGCGCCUAUGCGGGACGAUGCCCUCGACGCGAUGCAUGCCCUGGACGAGGAGGCUCCGAAAGACGUGCCGAGCCAGGACGGCGAUGAAACAGUGCCCAGCAAGGAGCCCAAUGAUGCGAUGCAUGCCUUGGUCGAGGAGGCCGAUCAUGCGGCACAUGUCUCGAGCCAAGUCCAAGAUGUGGUGCAUGCCCUGGACGAGGAAGUCGACCAUGAUGCCCACGAUACCCAGGCCGAUGACGCCCCAGAUGCUGAUCCAGAUACCAUCGCGGACCAAGACAUCGUCCAGCCGCACGAUGAGGACGCUGGCACCGAGCACGCCGACUACGAUGAGCCUGUCGAUCCCGAGGUAGCACCCACCACCCGCAUCCCGCGUGGCAACGAAGCGAGCGACACGGAACAGGCCACAGAGACGGCAUUCGAUGCCGAGACGGCCUCCUACGAGCAAGCGGACAUCGCUACGUACGAAGACGAGCCCCUCAAACGCAGCGCUGAGCCCUCUGUCUUGUCCUCCCCCAAACGCCCCAAAACAUCGUAA